This is a messenger RNA of Mytilus californianus (California mussel), 1286 nucleotides long. Its product is annotated as putative inactive carboxylesterase 4. The record is from RefSeq and is a predicted model, not a curated record. Bases 27 to 1286 code for a protein of 419 amino acids. NCBI's taxonomy places the organism in Eukaryota, Metazoa, Mollusca, Bivalvia, Mytilida, Mytilidae. The transcript has 10 exons.
CAGGAAGUAACAAAGACAAAUCACUAAUGAACAAAAUGUCUAAGAUUUUAAUCGUGUUGACUUUUGUUUUGAGUACGUUCAAGUGUUUUCCUAUCAGAAAAACACUUUAUGGAAAAGUCCGCGGAAAAGUUACUUUUCGCGUCCCGCAAGUAGAAGUGGAGGAAUAUCUUGGUGUUCCAUAUGCAUCUUCACCGACGGGUAAUCUACGCUACAAGAGACCACAGAAGCCUAUGAAAUGGAAUCCUCGCAUUUUAGAUACAACCAAUCUUCCACCAGCAUGUCCACAGGAGAGAAAGAACUUUGUUCAAUUUCAUAGACCAGGGUUUGACAACUUUAACGAGGACUGUCUAUAUAUGAACAUCUAUGUACCAAGAGUCAAUAAAAGGACACUACCGAUUCUAUUAUUCAUCCAUGGAGGUUCCAAUAGUGUGGGAAUGGGAGCUGUGUUUGAUGGUGACAUCUUAGCUGCACAUGGAGAAAUAAUUGUCAUCACAUUCAAUUUUAGAAUCGACAAUCUAGGGUUUUAUGCAGAUCCACGUAAAGGUAUAAAGGGCAACAAUGGUCUUAUGGAUCAAGUAUUGGCUAUGAAAUGGAUAAAGAGAAAUAUCAAGUAUUUUAAUGGUGACCCGUCUAAAGUUACAAUAUACGGACAUAGUGCUGGAGCUGGGAACGCUGGUGUUCACUUACUAUCAGGUUUGAGCAAAGGGUUAUUUAGAAAUGCAAUAAUCCACAGUGGCGCACCAAUUUCGCACUUUUUUCUAUCAAGAUGUAUACAAACCAGUAGAGUUUCAAAUAUUCCUCCAAAUUGUAGACCGGGUACCAGUCUUAUCACCACUGAGGGACAAGAGAAUAAUUUGGUUGUAAUUGAUGGGGAAUUUCUAAGAGGCAGUCCAGAAAAACUGUUUACUUGUGGAAAAUUCCACGCUGGUUCAGUACUAUUAAUGAUGGCACGGGAUGAAGGAUUCCCAUUAGAUAUAUCAACAUACAGAGAACGAGAUUUAGACCAAGUAAUCCAAUAUUAUGCGACUAAUCUGUUUGCAGAAAGACCCGAUUUUGCAGAUAUCCUGAAAAAAGAAAUAAAGAUCUGGGAGACACUGAAUCUAUCAAAUUAUCCUCAAGCCUCACAAGUCAGGGCAGAUUUAGGAAUCUUCGCGCCAAUGAUGAAACUCGCAGACAUGAUAUCUGCAUGGCAAAAGAACGUGUAUACACUCAGUUUUGAUUAUGUUUCUCAAAACGCUACCGGACCAGAUUGGAUAGAAUUGAAAAAAAGUUCAGUUGACCAAUAA